AUGGAUUCGUGUUGUGCCACCACCAUUAAAGCUAGGGUGCUGCCAGCUCCAAUCAAUGGGGGUUUAAGAAAGUGCGACACUGGCUUUUGGGGAAAAAGAAUUAGGGGAGGUUUAAACGACGACGUUUUUGGAGCCAGGCUCGCGAAGAAGCUUAGCGGAAUAAGGGUAAAAAAUAUGAGGCCGGGAGCUGCAUUCUCUGUUCUUACGCGUGAUAUAAACAAAGAAAUGGCGGCGGCGAUUGAAUCUUCAUAUGCAGAAGAGAGCCCAAAGGCCGAUCCAUCGACUGUGGCCUCAAUAAUUUUGGGCGGAGGUGCCGGCACUCGUCUUUUCCCUCUUACUAGCAAAAGAGCAAAACCAGCUGUUCCAAUUGGUGGUUGCUAUAGGCUAAUUGAUGUGCCUAUGAGCAACUGCAUCAAUAGUGGGAUUAGAAAGAUUUUUAUCUUAACACAGUUUAAUUCUUUCUCCCUCAAUCGGCACCUUGCUCGGACUUAUAAUUUCGGAAAUGGUGUGAGCUUUGGAGAUGGUUUUGUGGAGGUUCUAGCUGCCACUCAGACUUCAGGGGAAGCAGGAAAAAGAUGGUUUCAAGGGACAGCCGAUGCUGUUCGGCAAUUUAUAUGGGAUGCAAAAAAUAAAAAUGUCGAGCAUAUAUUGAUUUUGUCGGGUGACCAUCUUUAUCGAAUGGACUACAUGGACUUUGUCCAGAAACAUCUUGAUACAAAUGCAGAUAUUACUGUUUCUUGUGUGCCCAUGGAUGAUAGUCGAGCCUCAGAUUAUGGGCUAAUGAAAAUUGACGAAACUGGCCGAAUCAUUCAUUUCUCAGAGAAACCAAAGGGUUCUGCUCUGAAGUCUAUGCAAGUCGACACCUCUAUUUUGGGACUAUCUAAUCAAGAAGCUGCACAAUUUCCAUACAUUGCAUCAAUGGGAGUGUACGUAUUUAGGACGGAUGUUCUAUUAAAACUUCUGAAGUCGACUUAUCCCUCAUGCAAUGACUUCGGAUCCGAGAUUAUUCCUUCGGCUGUGAAGGAUCAUAAUGUUCAGAUAGUGAAUGCAAUAAUUUCACAUGGUUGCUUCUUGCGAGAAUGUAGUGUCGAGCACUCUAUUGUAGGUGUAAGAUCACGAUUGGACUAUGGUGUGGAGCUUAAGGAUACCCUGAUGAUGGGUGCUGACAAUUAUCAAACAGAAUCUGAAAUUGCAUCUGCUUUGGCAGAAGGAAAAGUUCCCAUUGGUGUUGGUCAAAAUACCAAAAUCAGUAAUUGUAUAAUAGACAAGAAUGCAAAGAUCGGAAAAGAUGUGAUCAUCGCAAACAAAGAUUGUGUCGAGGAAGCUGACAGAGCUGAAGAGGGAUUUUACAUUCGAUCUGGGAUUACAGUCAUAAUGAAGAACUCCACCAUUAAAGAUGGAACUAUCAUAUGA
Striga asiatica is the source of this 1413-nucleotide messenger RNA. NCBI's taxonomy places the organism in Eukaryota, Viridiplantae, Streptophyta, Magnoliopsida, Lamiales, Orobanchaceae. The record is from the annotation of a GenBank genome assembly.